Molecule: messenger RNA, 1621 nt
Organism: Leptopilina heterotoma
Lineage: Eukaryota; Metazoa; Arthropoda; Insecta; Hymenoptera; Figitidae
Gene: DCTN2-p50
Product: dynactin subunit 2
Exons: 9
Coding region: 165-1376 (403 amino acids)
Biological process (GO): mitotic spindle organization
Cellular component (GO): cytoplasm; dynactin complex; centrosome
Source: RefSeq, a predicted model, not a curated record
AUCUAGUAAGCUUUACGUCCAUGAUUGAACACUUGUCAAAUAUCUAUGUCUGCUAUGUUUUGUUUAUAAAUUUUUGUAAAAUAAAGAAUAUUUCAAGUUCAUUUGCAGGUUUUGUGUAAACAUUAGUACUCUCAAUCUGUUUAUUUAUAUAAUCAUCAAUAACAAUGGCUGACCCUAAAUAUGCAAAUCUUCCAGGAAUUGCUUAUGAUCAAGUAGAUGUAUACGAAACAACAGAUUUACCUGAAUCUGAACAACCAUCAGACAUGUCCAAGGAGGAAAGUAACUCUGUUGAAGUAUUACACUGCAGUAUAAAUGAAUCAUUCACGAAGUUUAAAGAUAAAUAUGUUCUUAGUAAGGAUGUUGACUUUUCGGACAGAGUAUCGCAAAAGCUGAGAACAGGCUAUAACGUUGGAUAUGGAGAUUGGCAGGUACUUUGCGAAAAAGAAACACCAUGGAAGAAACUUGAAAGAUUGCAGGACGAAAUUAAAGAAUUAACUAGUGAAAUGAAUGAAUUAAAGGAAAAACCUAAGGACGAAAAAGAAUUGAAAUGUGCUGUUGAUAUUAUGGUUCAGCUUGAACAUGUUGGAAAACAAUUAGAUGACCUGAAACUGCAUGAAUCACUUGGCAACGAAUUGGACUUUUUAUCAAAUACAGACGGCUCUUGUUUUAAGCAAAUGGUGUCACAAAUAGAAUUGUUUAAACAAUUAAAGGACGUUAGCAAUAGUGACAAAGGCAGUGAUACAACUUUGGAAAAAACAGACAAAGAUAAUAGCGGAAUGCUCAAGUAUCAAAUGAUGUACCUUCCUCAGAAAGCUAAAUUACAAGAAGUGGCGCGAAUUGGACAACUCGAACAAAGACUUGGUUGUUUAGAAAAUAUCCUCGGAACUAAAAACAAGAACAUGUCUACAUUUCCACAAUUACUCAAAUGCCAAGGAAUACUUGAAUCGAUUCAGCAAUUGGGAGCAAAAUCUGCCCUUUUGGACAGUUCCCAACUAGAUGUAGUGGAAAGUAGAGUUUCUGCUUUAAUAUCUAAAAUGGAUACUAUAGCACAGAAGAAGUUAGUUGCAGGACAAGAUUCGAACAGAGAACAAAAGGUGUCCGAAAUGUAUGAUAUUUUAAAGAAGACAGAAGUUAUAUCACCGAUUUUGCCUCAAACACUAAACCGCAUGAUAACGUUGAAUGCAAUUCACCAACAAGCUACUGAAUUUAGUAAAUCCCUGGGACAACUAGAGGAGUUGCAGAGUCAGAUAACUAUAGGACUACAGAAUAAUAAGGUUUUCCUGAAAGGAGUUCAAGACAGUUUUACCAAUAAUUUAAAUAUUAUCCAGAAUAACAUAGCAUCUUUAGAUCAACGUAUAAAUAAUCUUUCAAAAUAAGUUUGCGUAAGACAAAUGUAAAUUUUAACAAGAUUGUAUUUACAGCAGCUGUUUUAGGUAAUCAUUAAACUAUUAAAACCACUAAUUCGUUGCAAAUGAAAAGAAAAUUUACUAAUUACAUAGCAUAUUAUACUAGAGUCUGAAAAGUGUUAUGUGUUCGACCACUCGUUUCCAUGCCAGUCGAACCCACAAAAUUAUAACUGCAAUUCGAAAUUAAAAAUUAAAAACCACUAUUUUAUAGGAAA